AUGCGGAUUUCUUCUGGAAUGCUCAAAAUUGCUGCUUUGGUACAACUUGCUGGACUUGCUUUCAUGUUUUCAUCUAGUAUCCUCCUACAGAUCCUGGCAUGUGCGAUAUAUAGUAACUGGUGGCCAAUGCUAUCAGCACUCAUGUAUGUGGUUGUGCCUAUGCCUUGUAUGUUCUUUGGAGGAGGCUCAACCCAAUUCUUAAUUAGUCGAGACGGUGGAGGGUGGAUAGAUGCAGCUAAGUUCUUGACAGGAGCAUCGACCGUGGGAAGUCUUGCUAUUCCAAUCAUAUUAAGGCAUGCACAAAUGAUCGAGACCGGUGCAAUGUUCAUAGAAUUCACAUCGUUCUUCAUAUUCAUUUGCACCGUCAUGUGUUUUCACCGGGCUAGCCUCGAUGAUGACUGGUAA
Messenger RNA from Arabis nemorensis, 405 nucleotides. The record is from the annotation of a GenBank genome assembly. NCBI's taxonomy places the organism in Eukaryota, Viridiplantae, Streptophyta, Magnoliopsida, Brassicales, Brassicaceae.